AUGGUGGACUCGGCGGCCGCCGUUGCGGCCCUCCCCGACGGUCAGACCGCCCGCUUCGCUGCCGGCGCGGCGCUUCUCCGCAAGCCGCCCAUGCCCGAGCGAGGCCCGGCUGCCGCCAUACUGGCCCUCCCCGACGCCCUUCUCACGGCUUCCUUUGUCAAGGGCUUCCUCCAGCCCGCCAACGAUGCGGUGCGGAGCCUCACCCUGCGCCGCGUCUCCUCGGUUCGCCUCGCCGACUUCCCUGGCCUGCGGGAGGUUGAUGCCAGCGGGGCGGAAGACUGGUCGGAGAGCUGGCUGGAUGAGCUGGCGGGGCAGGCCCCGCUGCUGGAGAGCCUGAAGCUGGGCGGCCCGCUGACGCUCGUGGGCGCCGAGUCGCUGGGCCGCCUGCGCCGCCUGCAGCGCCUCGACUUGGCCGGGCCGCUGCCCGACGGUGUGCUGCAGCGCCUGCCCGCGCUGCGCGGCAGCCUGCGCAGCGUGUCGCUGCGCGAGUGCUGCGCUGCCAGCGGCGCCUCGCUGGCGCUGGCUGUGGGCAGCCUGGCGCUGCUGGAGGAGGCAGACCUCAGCAUGUGCUCCCAGCUGGGCGACUCCGCGCUGGAGCAGCUGGCAGCGGGCUGCCCCGGCCUCACCAAGCUGGACCUCACCGGCUGCGAGCUCUACACCGAGGCGGGGCUGCGCCACCUGGCACGCCUGCCGCUGCGCACGCUGCUCAUGUCGGCCUGCUGCCAGCUGACCGACGGCUGCCUGGCGGCGGUGGCGGAGGGCAUGACGCUGCUGCGCUGCCUGGGGCUGUUUGAGGCGGGCGAGGGGGUGGCGGAUGAGGGGCUGGCGUCGCUGGCGCGCCUGAGCGGCAGCCUCACAGCCCUGGAUAUGGGCUACAGCUGCUGGUCGCACACGGCAGACGGGCUGGCCGCCAUCUUUCCCAAGCUUUCCAACCUGCAGAUGCUGAACAUUGGCGGGUGCGAAGGCACCACCGACGCGGUGGUGGGCGCCGUGGCGCAGCACUGCCGCCAGCUGACGAUGCUGGACAUCAGCGAGAGCCAGCGGAUGACGGCGGCCGGCGUGCGGCAGCUGGCACAGCUGCCGUGCCUGCUCGAACUGAACCUGGGCUGGAACAUCCGGCUCAGGGAUGAGUCGCUGGAGGCGCUGCCGCCCUCCAUCACAAAGCUGGACCUCAGCUUCUGUGGUGAGCUGACAGACCGUGCGCUGGCCCACGCCGCUCGCCUGCCGCGCCUGGCCAGCUGCAUCGUACGCAAGUGCAACCGCUUGAGCGACGAGGGUCUGCGCGCUUUGGGACGUUGCGCCUCGCUGGAGCACCUGGACCUCAGCUACUCAUCCGUGACGGCCGCGGGCCUGGCGCACCUGCGCCCGCUGCGCCGCCUGUCCAGCCUGGUGCUGGUGGACUGCCUGCGCGCGGUGCACCCUCCCUGCAUGAUGCUGCUCACCGAGCUGCCCGCGCUGCGGGCGCUGGACGCCUCCAACAACAAGCGCCUGGACGACGGCUGCUUGCAGGCCCUGAGCCACGCGUCCCAGCUGACAGCGCUGAGCCUGAACAGCUGCGGCAAGGUGACCGAGCGCGGGCUGAUGGCGCUGGUGCGCUGCCCCAGCCUGCGCCACCUGAGCGUCGACCGCUGCCCGCAGCUGGGCGGCGGCGCUCUGCGCCUCCUGCAGCGCCGCCUGGUGCUGCUGCGCCUGGCGCGGCGCGCCGGCGGCCCUGCUGCGGCGAUGCCCGCAGCCAUCCAGGGGUACUGA
Molecule: messenger RNA, 1749 nt
Organism: Chlorella variabilis
Lineage: Eukaryota; Viridiplantae; Chlorophyta; Trebouxiophyceae; Chlorellales; Chlorellaceae
Exons: 8
Coding region: 1-1749 (582 amino acids)
Biological process (GO): SCF-dependent proteasomal ubiquitin-dependent protein catabolic process
Cellular component (GO): SCF ubiquitin ligase complex
Molecular function (GO): protein binding
Source: RefSeq, a predicted model, not a curated record